Orcinus orca (killer whale) is the source of this 3944-nucleotide messenger RNA. It is a transcript of the gene ELP3, whose product is annotated as elongator acetyltransferase complex subunit 3. Lineage: Eukaryota; Metazoa; Chordata; Mammalia; Artiodactyla; Delphinidae. The transcript has 15 exons. The record is from RefSeq and is a predicted model, not a curated record. Gene Ontology annotation, biological process: tRNA wobble base 5-methoxycarbonylmethyl-2-thiouridinylation. Gene Ontology annotation, cellular component: elongator holoenzyme complex; nucleus; cytoplasm. The coding region runs from base 94 to 1737 and encodes 547 amino acids. Gene Ontology annotation, molecular function: iron-sulfur cluster binding; acyltransferase activity, transferring groups other than amino-acyl groups.
GGACACGGUUACUUUGUGGCUGUCAAUUUUACCAGAGGCCCGAGUGGGUAGCGCUACAUUGUCUGGGGUGGCGGCUGCUACGACAGCGGAGAGAUGAGGCAGAAGCGGAAAGGAGAUCUCAGCCCUGCUGAGCUGAUGAUGCUGACCAUAGGAGAUGUUAUUAAACAACUAAUUGAAGCCCACGAACAGGGGAAAGACAUCGAUCUAAAUAAGGUGAAAACCAGGACAGCUGCCAAAUAUGGCCUUUCAGCACAGCCUCGCCUGGUGGAUAUCAUUGCUGCAGUCCCACCUCAGUAUCGAAAGGUCUUGGUCCCCAAGUUAAAGGCAAAACCCAUCAGAACUGCCAGUGGGAUUGCUGUUGUGGCUGUCAUGUGCAAACCCCACAGAUGUCCACACAUCAGUUUUACAGGAAACAUAUGUGUAUACUGCCCUGGUGGACCUGAUUCAGACUUUGAAUAUUCGACCCAGUCUUAUACUGGAUAUGAGCCAACCUCCAUGCGAGCUAUCCGUGCUAGGUAUGACCCUUAUCUACAGACAAGACACCGAAUAGAACAGUUAAAACAGCUUGGUCACAGUGUGGAUAAAGUGGAAUUUAUUGUGAUGGGUGGAACAUUUAUGGCACUUCCAGAAGAAUACAGAGAUUAUUUUAUUCGAAAUUUACAUGAUGCCUUAUCAGGACAUACCUCCAACAAUAUUUACGAGGCAGUCAAGUAUUCUGAGAGAAGCCUCACAAAGUGCAUCGGAAUUACUAUUGAGACCAGACCAGAUUAUUGCAUGAAGCGGCAUUUAAGUGAUAUGUUGACUUAUGGCUGCACAAGGCUGGAGAUUGGGGUGCAGAGUGUCUAUGAGGAUGUGGCCAGAGAUACCAACCGGGGCCACACUGUGAAGGCGGUAUGUGAGUCCUUUCACCUGGCCAAAGAUUCUGGUUUCAAAGUUGUGGCUCAUAUGAUGCCCGAUCUGCCAAAUGUGGGACUAGAGAGAGACAUUGAACAAUUUACAGAGUUUUUUGAGAACCCUGCUUUUCGUCCUGAUGGUUUGAAACUCUACCCUACCCUGGUGAUUCGUGGAACUGGGCUUUAUGAGUUGUGGAAAUCGGGAAGAUACAAGAGUUAUUCUCCCAGUGACCUGAUUGAAUUGGUGGCCCGGAUCCUUGCCCUCGUGCCUCCGUGGACUCGAGUGUACCGGGUGCAGAGAGAUAUUCCAAUGCCCUUAGUCAGCUCAGGAGUAGAGCAUGGUAACUUGAGAGAGCUGGCAUUUGCAAGAAUGAAAGACCUUGGAAUACAGUGUCGAGACGUGAGAACCAGAGAGGUUGGAAUCCAAGAAAUUCAUCACAAAGUGCGUCCAUACCAGGUUGAAUUGGUAAGAAGAGAUUAUGUUGCAAAUGGUGGCUGGGAGACAUUCUUAUCCUAUGAAGACCCCGAUCAAGACAUUUUGAUUGGCCUCCUGAGAUUACGGAAGUGCUCAGAGGAGACAUUCCGUUUCGAAUUGGUCGGCGGGGUGUCCAUAGUCCGAGAGCUGCAUGUGUAUGGAAGUGUCGUCCCCGUCAGCAGUCGGGAUCCCACUAAAUUUCAGCAUCAGGGAUUUGGCAUGCUACUGAUGGAGGAAGCAGAAAGAAUAGCUAGAGAAGAACAUGGAUCUGGGAAAAUAGCUGUUAUAUCAGGGGUUGGCACCAGGAAUUAUUACAGAAAGAUUGGCUACAGAUUGCAAGGUCCGUACAUGGUAAAAAAUCUAAAAUAACUGCAACACCAGCGCACCUUGACACCUGUCCUCCCUGGCAGAAAACAGAGAUUCAGGAUGUGUUGAACACUCAGCACAGAGGCUGAGCGAAGCACAUGGACCUCCCUGACCCCCUGACAAGGAGCCUCCCCCUCGCCCUCCCGCUGGAGCCACAGAGACUGGAAGCCGCACUCAGGGCCGGGCCGGGUGUCUGCUGACCAAGCCUACGGAGCCUGGGCGCUCAGAGCCCCCGCACCGCGCCCUCCUGCAUGUUCUCAAGACGUCACUUCCGUUUCGAGGCUUAAGUCCUAUAUCCAAUUUCUAAAUUCUGCAUGAGGCCUGCAAGUGACCUAACCAUGACUCAGGCACAGUGACAAAAGCAAACUGAUCAUCUCAUUUGAACUGCAUGGUUCAUGAACUAAAAACUGGCUAUGUCAUUUGAGGAGGACACAUAGUUUCUAUCAGCAGGUUAUUUAUAUCCAGUUUCUAUCAGCAGGUUAUUUAUAUCCUGUACAGACAAAGCGCCAGGUUGGGACAUGUGAAAACUGUCACGUUGAUCUCUGACCUAUAACUACAUAUGCCUUCCAGCACAGGUUAAGAAAAUGAGCUUUUCUUUUCACGGACAUCAUUCUGGUUUGAAAUAACAGUGUGAUGGGGAGAGAAGAAGCAAGAUUGUAGGCUUAUGUUUCAAGCUUGAAACCAGCCUUUCACAUUUUUAAUCGUCUGUACUUUGCGCACUCUUGACAAUUGCAAAACACCGUGGGCGGCACUUUCUCCCAGAGAGGCGUUUGGCUUCCCCAUUGGUGUGUCCUGAGCAGGCAGAGUCUGCUGUGCAUGUGUCUGGGUUUGGGUGACAUCUGUGGAUGUCAAGAGGCACAUCCACAGGUGCUGUUCCCUUUAUUUUAAUUCUUUAAAUCGAUUUUGGUUUGUUUUAAACGGAGAAAAAUCAGGGUUAAACUUUUUUGUGAAAGCAAAAAAAUGGAAAACAGGCCCAAAUCUAAAACUAGGAAAGAGACUGGCUUUUUCAAAGUUUCAUCUUUAUAGAACUGCCUCUAUGUAACUUCCAGGUAAUCUAAGGAGACUCAGCCUGGAGAGGGUCUGUUCUUAAGAACAUAGCUUAACCCUGCAUCCCUUGGCUUCUGUGGCAUUUUACAAAGGUUUAUUAAAUAGAAUUGAUUCUUCUAAAGGUUUGAAAAAUAAAAUCUUCAACAUACAAGGAAGAAUCACGUAAGGUUUUUUCCUCUCCCUGUAAACGCAGUGACAUUUGCCAUGAGCUUACGGGUUUGGGUUUCCUGCCCGGGGCACUGUUUGUUUCUUCCUGGGUCCUGUUUGCCAUUUUGUUAAACUGCUACAAGGCAAACGGCGUUGACAUCCUGUGGGCUCGCUGUGGCACUGCAGAGGCUUCCUGUGAGUGCCAUUUAAGGAAGUCAGCUACUUCUCCAUCUUGAGCCAAACUGACAAUUAUAGCCCAGAACACAGCCUCUCAGAUAACUGAGGAACUGCCCCAGAGAAGCGUGGUUUUCAGCACAGUCUUGGGGGAAAAAAAACCAAAAAACAAAAAAGAUCAGCACGUACACAGCGAGUCAGUAUGCUCUUGGCACCUGGGAAGGAAGUCUUGUCAUGGAAGGAGUAUCGGCAUUGGCUUCCCAGCCAGAGAGGCAUUUAAUCUUCAUGUUGAACGUCGACAUUCUUCCAGUCAGUGCGCCCUUUUCUUUAAUAAUUAAAGCAGAUGUACAGUGUAUGUUUGAUAGGCCACAAACAGGCUGUUCUGUUUAGCAUCAGAUUCAAGUUAACUCAUGGAUAAGCCAGAAUGACUUCCCUAGACCUCGAUAUGUGAACAUUUCUUUUACCGAGCCUUUCUGCCGCUACAAGCUUCAGCUUCUCCCCUGACUGCCAAGCACUGUCCCCGGCAUCUGUGGUGCCUGGCGCCUCCACAGCCCGGCUGGCCUGGCUCUCCUAGAGAUUACGUGCACUGGCUCAAAUGACCACCUCGUGAGAAAGAUCAGUUAGGCAGGAUCCUGUCGGCCUCCGCGUGAAACGUUUAAAGCUGCAGCUUGUGUUUCUGAUCUGUAUUGAAUGACUCCUUAGCAACCAUCUCAGGCCCACUCACAUAGCUCCGCUUUUGACUCAAGUUUUUGUUAAAUCACCUGGAGAGGUUUUGUUGUUGUUUUUAAAUUGUCAAAAACAGACCGAAAUCUAUUCAAAUAAAAAAUGAGACUUUAAAAAUA